This is a messenger RNA of Australozyma saopauloensis, 3081 nucleotides long. It is a transcript of the gene MSH3, whose product is annotated as mismatch repair protein. NCBI's taxonomy places the organism in Eukaryota, Fungi, Ascomycota, Pichiomycetes, Serinales, Metschnikowiaceae. Bases 1 to 3081 code for a protein of 1026 amino acids. Gene Ontology annotation, biological process: mismatch repair; mitotic recombination. Gene Ontology annotation, cellular component: nucleus. Gene Ontology annotation, molecular function: ATP-dependent DNA damage sensor activity; mismatched DNA binding; ATP binding. The transcript has a single exon. The record is from RefSeq and is a predicted model, not a curated record.
AUGAGUAAAAGCGCAGGGAGUAAGAAGCAGGCCACUCUAAGUCGAUUUUUUACGCCUACCAAACAGAAGCCAAUACCCAAACUUACUGAGCUAAGUGAGAACUACGCCAAGCGAGACUUCAAUGGCGAAGACAGUGCAAAAAAGAGACUGAAAGCGGAGGUACUGCCUGCAAAUGACGAAAUACAGAAAAAUGAGAAUAGCCUGAACAGUUCAACAAUAGUUGUUGAUGAUCAUGAAUCUGGUGUUGGUGUAGCAGCAAUGAACGAGACAAUUGCUCCUACACCAGCACGUAAAACAAAUGGAAGUAGUAAAGCGCGUGCUCCGAAAGGAACCAGAGCGAAAUUGACUCCAUUAGAGCAACAAUUCAAGACACUUAAAGCUCAAAACAUGGACAAAGUGUUGGCUUAUCAGGUAGGGUAUAAAUUCAAGUUUUUUGGUCAGGACGCUGUGGUAGCGUCUCAUCUUUUAAACAUAAUGCUCAUACCUGGGAAUAUAAGUUUAGAGGACCAAAGUCACGACCGAUUUGCAUACUGCCUGAUCCCGGACAGUCGACUUCAUGUGCAUUUACAGAGAUUACUAAAUAAUGGCUUGAAGGUGGGCGUAGUGAAACAGACAGAAACUGCGGCAGUGAAGUCCGUAGAUGGUCUGAAUAAAUCUGGGCUCUUUGAAAGAAAAAUUACUGGUAUUUAUACAAAAGGAACCUACAUGGGAGAUGAAUUGUUCACAGGAGACCCAACUAUCAAUAGAUCUAACAAUGCUGACUAUGUGGCUGAAAGUAGCUACAUUCUAUGCAUAGACGAGCUGAACUAUCCUAAGGAAACAGCAAUAGUCGCUGUACAACCCGUGACAGGCGAUAUUGUAUACGAUACUUUCUCUGACACUUUCACAAGAGACCAGCUUGAAAGCAGACUUGCAUAUUUGACUCCUAGUGAAGUAGUGAUAAUAGGGACUUCUGAAGCCCCACUUCGGGAGACGAAAUUAGCACUCAAACUUCACAAUCCUAGUAUCGCUCUCCAAUUCAAACAGCGCGAAUCUGUCGAGGCCAUACAAGCCAAUUUAGUUGACUUCUUCCAAAGCCUUGAUUCUAGUGGUCGCUUGAACCACUUAGCAGAAUACUAUACCCUUAAUUUUCCCAUCUCAGUUCAAAGUUGCAUCGAUCAGUUAGUGAAAUACUUGGCUGAAUUCAAGCUCAGUAGCGUUUUCACUAUCCCCGAGAACUUUACAAAUUUGACUGACACUAAAAAGUAUAUGCUUUUGCCCAUUAAUACUCUCAGAGCGCUAGACAUUUUUCAAGUUCAAGACGAUCCAGGCGCAAAACGCGGCACAUUGUUGUGGUUACUCAAUCAUACACAUACUAGAAAGGGACUGAGCCUUUUGCGAGAUUGGAUCAGCAAGCCUCUUAUUCAAAGAGAUGAAAUUUUGACAAGGGCAAAGGCCGUCAUGACUUUCAAAAGUGAGACCUUCGUCCACCUUCUAGAUGCUUUCAAGAACAGUCUACUGAAUUUAGGAAAGAGCGGCGUCGAUCUAGAUCGAUGUUUGAUUAAAGUUCACUAUUCAUCAACAUACCGCACGGAUAAGAUCUCAAGAAAAGAAUUUUACAUUAUGAUAAAGAGCUUCAACGACAUCUUACAACUCUUUCAGGAUUUUGGACAAUCUGGAUUGGACGACUUCAAGAAAGUUCAUAAAGAUAGUGAAUUGCUAGUUGAAUUAUUCGAGUCUAUAUUCGAAGCGAGUAAAGAUAAUAUGGCCGAGGUUUUUCUCAAACAAAUUGACGCCGCAAAUGCUCUUGAAGACAAAGACUUGAGCAAGCAGAAAAUCGAGUACUUCAAUGUCAGCCAGUUUCCUGAGGUUUUCCCUGAAAUUCAGAACGAACUCAACGAAAUCGCAACUAUAGAUUUCCUUCUUUCAGAGGAACUAUCCGAGAUAAGAACAUAUCUCAAAAGACCGCAGCUUUCAUAUGUGACAGUUUUGAAAGACACUCAUCUAAUCGAAGUUCGCAAUGGCAAAGCUGUAGAUGCGCUUCCCUCCGAUUGGCUCAAAAUUAGCGGAACAAAGUCUGUUUCAAGAUUCAGACCUCCAAAAGUAGUCUCCUUGCAUAAACGCAGAAUGUAUCAUAGCGAGAAAUUACUCAAGGAAUGUGAUGAAAGCUUCAAUCGAAUUCUUCAAGAUUUUGAUUCUCAUUACAUUUAUUUCAAGAAUAUUGUUCACAGAAUCGCAACGUUUGACUGCCUAUAUUCUCUAGCUAAAGCUACUGUAUCGGAGACAAAUCUCUCUUACACUGUUCCAAAAUUUGUUGAUGAGCAGGUCAUUGACAUAAAAAAUGCGUCACAUCCGAUCAUUCUGAAGCUCGGUUCCCAGAACAUGUAUGUGCCCAAUGACGUCAAUCUUUCGUAUCUGAAGCAAAGAGUCAUGAUAAUCACGGGACCAAAUAUGGGUGGAAAGUCCUCGUACGUUAAGCAAAUAGCAUUGAUUGUCAUAAUGGCGCAAAUCGGUUGUCCCAUUCCCUGUUCUGAAGCAACAAUGGGAAUCUUCGAUCUGGUGUUCGUUAGAAUGGGGGCUUCCGAUGAUAUUUUAAAAGGCAAAUCAACUUUUAUGGUCGAAAUGUUAGAAGCAGCGAAUAUUGUUAAUCUGUACAGUGAGAAAUCGUUGGUUAUAAUGGACGAAAUCGGUCGGGGCACUGGGACAGUCGAUGGAAUUUCGUUAGCGCAUUCGAUACUCAAAUACGUGAUUGAGGAUAAGAUGGGACCUCUCACUCUCUUUAUUACCCACUAUCCAUCCUUGCAUACUUUGGAAGAUGAGUAUCAGAUAGUCAAGAACUCUCAUAUGGCGUUUUUGGAGUUGAAACGCGACGGAGAGAAAGGUUGGCCAGAGGUGGUAUUUUUAUUCAAACUCGUUGACGGAGUGGUUUCAAACCUGUAUGGAUUAAAUGUCGCCAAUUUGGCUGGAAUUGACCCAUCCAUAAUAAAGACAGCGCAUGAAGUUUCGGAAGAGAUGAAGAAAGAACUUGAAGUCGAGGCUGACCGUCAGUGGUUGAACCAAUUAGACUUUACCAGCAUUCAUAAUUUAUUAAAUAGUUUAUAG